AACGUCCUCAGAAUGUGACAAAUUUCACAUGCAGAAAUUACGAUUACAUUAACAUCACAUGCAGUUUUAACAAACCACAGAACAAUAUUUUAACCACAUAUAAUUUAAGUUACAUAUUAGAUAAUAUGCGUUCAACAAAAUAUCCAAUGGAGUCCUGUGAACCUAAAGAUAGUUCAGUUUAUUGUUGCUAUAGAUCUAAAAUAGGUCUGAAAAGAGAAUUUUAUAAUUUUACGCUGGAGUCGAAUAAUUACUUGGGUACAAAUAUUCAACAUUUUUCAUUGGAUUUAUAUAAGAAUGUUGUGCCUGAAAAACUAUACGUUGAAGUUAAAAAUAUUACGGACAAAAGUGCAACGCUAGUAUGGAAUCAACAUCAAACAGAGUUCUAUAAAGAAAUGGGUCUUGAAUAUGAAAUUUUAUUACGAUACGAAGGACGUCAUUGGCAUCAGUACAAAAUUGUUCAAUGGAAUAGAACAUUAAAUGUUAAUGUACAAUUAGACCUGCCGUUUGCUUAUUAUAAAUAUGAUUUUAAAGUACAUGUUAGGGUAGCUAAAAGGCCUAAUGACGACGUAAUUCCUUCAAUUUGUUUUGAUGAUGAUAUAUUCAAUGUAAAUAAUAUGUGGAGCAAAUCAUUUGAAAAUAAAUUUGAAACAAAAUCAAGAACACCGGAUUUCGCACCAAAGACCGCAAUAGGAAGUUAUUAUAUUGGUCAAAGUACAACUCAAUUAUAUUGGCACGAUAUGGAAAAAUAUGAAAAAAAUGGUGCCACAUUUCAUUAUAUCGUUCGAGAAAUUGAUCAAUAUUCCAGUAAUAAAUUUGUGAAUCAAUGGACCACUAAUAGUUCUGAAAUAAUUUUGAACACAACUGAUAGCCGUACUUAUACUGUUUCAGCCUGGAAUGAAAUUGGUGAAUCUAAUGAUAAAUCAAUUAUUCGUGUUUUUGAAGCAGAAACGUUACGAAACCCUAGUAAUGUUGCUUCAGUUUAUCAUAACGAUUCUUAUACGUUAAAAUGGAUCGCGCCCAACGAAUUACCAACCAACUAUACAGUUUAUUGGUGUUUAUCCGCCAGAGAACAACAAGACAAAUGCAAUGGCACCAUAAAUUUUGUAAAAGUAAAUAAUAAUGAGACUAACUAUACAACGCCACCUCAAAAAGUCUCUCUUAAUUUAGCUGUAUCAGCUAAUUACCCCAAUUAUAGUAGUGGAAUGAUAUGGUCUAAAUGUGCAGCAGAUAUAUUAAGUGAUCUCACAGAACUAAGUGCAGAAGUACGGGAGAAAUCUUCCAAUAAUAUACAUAUACAAUGGAGUUUGGAUAAUGUCUGUAUUUCAAUCAUUAAAGGCAUUAAUAUUACCUACUGCCCAUUAUCAAGUGAUAAUAUCAUGGGAAAAUGUAACAAUAUAACGUUAUCUGGACAAGUGAUACAUUACUCUUAUAACAUAACUAAUCUGAAAUCGUACACAAAUUAUACAAUCUCAAUACGAAUGUAUUCAAAAACAAAAAGAGGACCCAUAACUACACUAACGGAGCGUACAAAUGAAUCUGCUCCAAGUGCUCCGAGAGACUUAAGAAUUUAUAAUGAUUCAGUAACAAGUAAAUCAAUCAAUAUCUCAUGGCUACCACCAUUGGAAUUUAAUGGACGACGUAUUGAUCACUACACUAUUAAUUUCAAGAAAAUAAAUUCUACAAUAGACGAACACAGAGAUAUUCUCUAUGAAAAUGUAAAUACAACUAAUAACGAUCAUGAUCGUCGUAUCAAUUUUACUUUAGGAAGCCUGAAUAGUUAUACUGAAUAUGAAGCUAAUGUAACAGCAUACACAGUUAAUAAUUCUGUAGCAAGUAAUAGUGUGAGAUUCAAAACUCUAAUUGGGGGUAAGUAUAAACUAAAUUAAUGACUUAAUAAUCGAUUUUA
Molecule: messenger RNA, 1906 nt
Organism: Teleopsis dalmanni
Lineage: Eukaryota; Metazoa; Arthropoda; Insecta; Diptera; Diopsidae
Product: cytokine receptor-like
Exons: 6
Coding region: 126-1886 (586 amino acids)
Molecular function (GO): protein binding
Source: RefSeq, a predicted model, not a curated record